Messenger RNA from Prorocentrum cordatum, 1170 nucleotides. NCBI's taxonomy places the organism in Eukaryota, Dinophyceae, Prorocentrales, Prorocentraceae. The record is from the annotation of a GenBank genome assembly.
GUUGAGGACGGCGUGGCGCGUUUGCUGAUGACGGCUGACGUCUCGAAGGUUGCAGGCAAGCCUAAGCAGGCUGAAGCACUGAUUGCUGAACGCAUACUUGGAGAGGCCACGGGUAUCGCAAAGGGGCUCGACGGCAUCGAGGCGGCCUUGGAGCCGUUAGGGCAGCUAUUCGUGAGGGUUGCUUUGAAGCUUGUGGGGAAAGAGAAGUCGGGUCGGGAGGGGGCCGUGUACACGUGGGGCGACAUGUGCAAAUCAUUCUUGAGCGGUGUCAGCUCCAUCAAGGGUCAGACCGUCACGUUCGAUGAGUGGAAUACGUAUUCGGUCCCGAGCGGUGCAGCUGCAACUGCCAAGGCAAUGCCUGCAGCGUCUGCCACGGCGACGCUCAACGACCAUAAGGGCCCUGCGUGGAUUGCCAAGAAGGCUGGUUACUCGGUCGGGUCCUUCGUAGUUCAGAAGGAUGUUCCAGCCCAGAGGCUUUACGCUGUCUUCAGCAUCGGCCAUAUGGUCAAGCUUCGCGGGGUGGUCAACCACGGCGGAGAGCCACACGCGGCUGAAAUUGCAUUGGAAGGUCUCCUUGGUAAGUGGUCGCUCUCAAAAGCUGAGCCGCCAAAGCAGAUGGAGGGUGAUCAGCAGCGGCCCCGUCAGUUGUACACCGACAAGCAAAAUGCUAUAUUGUACCGAGCUCUUCUCGAGCUAGACGCCAAGCACAUGGGAAAGCAAACGCUAAUCUUCUGGCGGAAGCCAGAUGAGGUUCGGACCACGUGUGCGAUCAAGCAGGGGCAGCUUACACUGGUCCCAGUGGCACCGUUGGUCAACAUAAGCUCGAAGAACGCGUCUAAUGGGUCGGGCGCGCCGCUUGGCGACCACACGAUUGGCAGCGGCACGCCGCUUCAUUUUUUUGUUUUGCCUGUGCCGAAGCCGAGCGACAACGGCGCCAGCAAGCUCGAUGAAGCCGCGUUCGUGGCUGCGUACUGGUGGGUCGCGACAACAUACGAUAAGAAGCAAGCCAACAUGGCUACGAGCCACGUGUCCCACGGUGGCAUCAUGCUGCCAGUGCUGACCAACAUUACCGACAUCGGGCCGAACGUAAAGCCCCAGGUAUUCGUCAAGCCCAAGGCCAAGGCUGCGCCGAUCCACGAGGAGAGCGCCAAGAAGCAGAAGAGGUCGUAA